Molecule: messenger RNA, 492 nt
Organism: Pieris napi
Lineage: Eukaryota; Metazoa; Arthropoda; Insecta; Lepidoptera; Pieridae
Gene: kud
Product: transmembrane protein 258
Exons: 2
Coding region: 151-396 (81 amino acids)
Biological process (GO): protein N-linked glycosylation
Cellular component (GO): membrane-bounded organelle
Source: RefSeq, a predicted model, not a curated record
UACAUACGACGUUUUGGCCUAAAGGUCUAGAUACCAGGCCAUAAACUCCAAAAAAAAAAAAAGUUAAUACGUUUUCAAAGUUUAUUGGAUCCGCGUUUUCGGUAUUUCUUAUUUGUUGGACGCUUUGUUAAAACGAAUACAGCUUAAAAGAUGAGUCUGGAAAUAGAAUCAAUGGUUCGUCAUGUAUCUCCAAUCAACCCUGCAGUGUUUCCGCAUCUUACUCUGCUUCUCUUAAGCAUUGGAAUAUUCUUUACAGCGUGGUUCUUCGUGUAUGAAGUUACAAGCACAAAGAGUUCCAGAGAUUUAUUUAAGGAGCUCCUGUUAUCAUUGGUAGCAUCCUUGUUUUCAGGGUUUGGUAUCUUGUUUUUAUUACUUUGGGUAGGCAUAUAUGUCUAGAAUUAAGCCAUCUGCACAUACCGGUUUCUAUAAACCUAUGCAAGCAGUCUUAUUGUAUGUGUAUUUUUAAGUUAUAAUAAAAGUAAUUUGUAUAAU